Eubalaena glacialis (North Atlantic right whale) is the source of this 2427-nucleotide messenger RNA. RefSeq names its product NLR family pyrin domain containing 10 (gene NLRP10). Gene Ontology annotation, biological process: positive regulation of inflammatory response. NCBI's taxonomy places the organism in Eukaryota, Metazoa, Chordata, Mammalia, Artiodactyla, Balaenidae. The record is from RefSeq and is a predicted model, not a curated record. Gene Ontology annotation, cellular component: cytoplasm.
AUGGUCUUGCACAGGAUGAGGGACCUGCUGGAGAGGCUGCCCUGGGCUGUGGCCUCCCUUCUGGGCUGCACCCUCAUCCAGUUUACCUCAGUCCUACAAGCAAACCCCAGGACAGCAGCCCUGGACAAGCCACAGCACCACCCUCUGCCUGAACACAGAACUGACCAAGGUGCAAAGGAGAAGAUGGUGACCAUUGUGGUGACCAUUCGUCUUCACAAAGAGCUCCUUAAGGCAUUGCUCGGGGCCUUGAGUGACCUUGAGGACAAUAACUUCGAGCUAUUGAAGUUCCACUUACAGGAUGGAAACCUGCUGGAGGGCCAGUGCCACCUGGCCCGAGGGGAGAUGGAGGGUCUGAGUUGGGUGGAUCUGGCUCCAUGGCUGAUCUAAAUGUGUGGAGCCCAGGAGGCUGUGAAAGUGGUGCUCAAGGUCUUGACAGUCAUGAACCAGUUGGAGCUCGUGGACUAGCUCAGCCACAUGUGUCUGAAUGAUUAUGGAGAAAUGUACCGAGAGCAUGUGCACGGCCUAGAGAAGUGGCAAGAAGGGGGCGAGGGCGGCUACAACCAGCUGCUCCUGAUGGCCACGCCCAGCUCAGGGAGCCCAGUGUCAUCUGCCUGUCUGCCCCCCCACUGUGACUCUGUUACAGUGGAGGCUCUAUUACAUCCAGGGGGAAAGUCCUCCCAGGUCCCACCCAUAAUGGUGCUACAGGGGUCGGCUGGCAUGGGAAAGACAACACUGGAGAAAAUGGUGCUGGACUGGGCCACUGGGACCCUGUACCCGGGCCAGUUGGAUGAUGUCUUUUAUGUGAGCUGCAGAGAAGUGGUCCUGCUGCCGGAGGGCAGACUGGACCAGCUCCUCUUCUGGCGUUGUGAGGAAAAUCAAGCGCCCAUCACAGAGAUUCUGAGGCAGCUGGAGUGGCUCCUGUUCAUCCUGGGUGACUGCGAUAAGCUGCAGAGGCCCUUUGCAGAGAGGUUGAAGAGGCCGAGGUCCAGUCCCACGGAGGAUGUGCUGCACCUUCUGACGGGGAGGAAUGCUAAUGCUCCCAGGUCCGCCCUUCUCAUCACCACCUGGGCGCUGGCUUUGUGAAAUUUGGAGUCCUUGCUGAGACAUCCACACCAUGUCCACAUCCUAGAGAAGCCUGAGAGGAAGAGGUAUUUCAACUCCUACUUCACAGAUGAGGAGCAAGCCAGAAAUGCCCUUGACAUUGUACAAAGAAAUGAUGUUCUCAACAAAGCAUGUCAGGUUCCAGGCAUUUGCUGCGUGGUCUGCUCCUGGCUGAAGGGGCAGAUAGAGCAAGGCAGAGAGGUCUUGGAGAUGUCCGGUAAUUGCACUGACAUCUUCAUGGCCUACAUCUCCACCUUCCUGCCCCACAGUGCCCCUGGGGUCUGCUCUGAGCUUACCCGGGACAAGGUCCUGAGGCUGUGCCCCUUGGCAGCUGAGGGCAUCGUGUUUGAAGAAGGUGACCUCAGGAAGCACAGUUUAGAUGGGCUCAGCCUUCCUGCUUUCGUGAGCAGCAACAGUUACCAAGAGGGACUUGACAUCAAGAAGUACAGCUUUUACCCCAUUAGCUUAGGAAUUUUUCAUGCCAUGUCUUACCUGGUGGAAGAGGACCAGAGCCAGCUGGCAGGGGGAGAGUGCUGCAGAGAAGUGAAUAGGCUGCUAGAUGAAAAGAAGCAGACAGGGAGUGAGGUGAUGGCCCUCAGUAUGCAGAUUUUAUUGGACAUAUCGAAAAAAGAGGGCUCCUCGAACUGGGAGCUAAAGUUCUGCCUCAAAAUUUCUCCCUCAAUAAAGCAGGAUCUGAAGUGUUUUAAAGAACGAAUGGAUUCUAUAAAGCAUUUCAGGACUUGGGAUUUGGAAUUCUCCCUGUAUGAAUCUAAAGUAAAGGGUUUGAUAAAGGGUGUUCAGAUGAGUGAUGUAUCGUUUAAGAUGGAACAUUUCAGUGAAAAGAAAUUCCAUAGAAGGAACUCAUUUUCUGUCAAAACCAGCUUGAGUAAUGGACACAAUAAAGAGGAGAAAAAAUGUCCAAUUGUGGGCAAAAGUAAUAGAGCAGGGAUCCAAAAGUCAACGUCUAAUGGAAAAGGCAGAGGGACAGAGGAACUAGAGACAAGGAGAUUAGGAGCAGCAGGACGUGGGGCAGAGGAAUGGGGACAGUAGAGAUGAAGGGUCAGGAGAAUGGUGGGGUGGAGGGACAGGAGGACGGGAGAAGACAGAGAGUAGGAAGGAAUGGAGAGAUGUGAGAUCAGACUAAUGCAUACUGGAAGGAGUAGAAGGACAGAAGAGCAAAAAGAAAGAGUUUAGAUAAUGGAGGAUCAGAAGACUUGGAACAUAGGACAUGGGGAAAGGCCACGUGGAAUGAGCCCUUAGGAACAACCACUUUUGCCAUCAAUGGCUCAAAUUCACUUAUUUAGCACCCAUCCCCCCACUCCAGGC